Strongylus vulgaris is the source of this 702-nucleotide messenger RNA. The record is from the annotation of a GenBank genome assembly. NCBI's taxonomy places the organism in Eukaryota, Metazoa, Nematoda, Chromadorea, Rhabditida, Strongylidae.
GUAAGGCAACAACACCUAACACGAUUCCGCCAGUUCUUAGUAAAUGAGCUGGAAGUGGCGACAGACAGAGAUGUAAAGGACAGGAUUUUCUUUGUAUCGUCACGUGAGGUGCUUGACGCUCGUUUGAAGGCUCGAGGACUUAUCAACAAACCUUAUCAGAUGGAUGGACACCAAAUGAGAGCUAUGGAAUUUGAGAUGUUCGAAAAACAGUUUGAACAGUGUAUCUCAAGAGCAGCUAUCCGAACGAAAUUCGAAGCUCAUAACCGACGAGCUCACGAAAUAAUAGCGCGUAUGCGUGCUAAUGUAGAUGUAGUUCACGGAGUAGCCUCUUUUACGAAGCAGCAUCUUGAACAGCAGUUACAGAUAAGCGCUCAAGUUUUCAAUGACUGCCGUAUGAACUUCGCGCAGUUUGAGCGUGCGUACCGUGAACAAACCGAGCGGCUCAGAGCUGAAGUGCAUUUAAAGGUGUCUGCUGACUUUAGCGAAGAAAUUAUGAGACUGGAAGCGAUCAUAGACCGCUUCAAUAUGCCAUUUAUGGAUACUACACAAGGAAUCAUUGAGUAUAAGCGGAAUCGUCAGUUAAGCCUACCUUUUGUCCAGGCACUAGCUGAGUUCACUGACAAAUGUGUUAGCUCCGAUCUAGAGGCGAGGUGUACUGGUGGUUUAAUGUCGCGCAUUUGGAAUCUUGAAAACGACAUGUUC